AAGCCCCCAGCCUUGUAAUUAGGGAGCGCGCUGAGCUGCGAGAUGUGCAAGGGCCCCGGGCCCGCGUGCAGCGGGAAAGUGAAGACGUGCGAGGCCGGCAAGGACGCCUGCGUGACCGUCGUGGGCGAGUCCAGCACAAAGGGCCACCACUCGGUGAACACCUACAAGGGCUGCAUGAAGUUCAGCGACUGCUCUUCGGGUUUUGUGUCCACCACCAUGGGCCCCAAGGAUUACAUGGUGUCCAACACCCGCUGUUGCCAGAGUGACGGCUGCAACCGCGACUCCCUGCCUGCUCCCCCGAACAAUCGCACUGAGAAUGGGCUCCAGUGCCAGGCCUGCAUCACACCCUUCCAGGAGACCUGCUCGGAGACCCAUGCAGCCCGCUGUGUUGGCCAGGAGACCCACUGCAUCUACUUCGCUGGCAACGUGCAGGCCGGUAUCAUCAACCCCAAAUUUGCCACUCGGGGCUGUGCUACAGAGAGUGCCUGCUACACGAAGCCUGGAGCUGAAGUGCCCUCAGCCUCCUAUCUCUACCUCCUCAGCCGAGUAGAAUGCCUGCCAGCCUCCCAGCCCCCAGGCAGGGCUGAGUGAAGAAAUGAAGAUAUGUGGCCUGGAACCCUCAUUUGUCCUCAGCCUGCAGCUCUCCAUAUGCCUGUAAAUUAAACAGAUUAA
This is a messenger RNA of Choloepus didactylus (southern two-toed sloth), 672 nucleotides long. RefSeq names its product phospholipase A2 inhibitor and LY6/PLAUR domain containing (gene PINLYP). Bases 43 to 591 code for a protein of 182 amino acids. NCBI's taxonomy places the organism in Eukaryota, Metazoa, Chordata, Mammalia, Pilosa, Megalonychidae. Gene Ontology annotation, cellular component: extracellular region. The record is from RefSeq and is a predicted model, not a curated record. Gene Ontology annotation, molecular function: phospholipase inhibitor activity. The transcript has 5 exons.